This is a messenger RNA of Styela clava, 3179 nucleotides long. RefSeq lists its product as uncharacterized. The record is from RefSeq and is a predicted model, not a curated record. NCBI's taxonomy places the organism in Eukaryota, Metazoa, Chordata, Ascidiacea, Stolidobranchia, Styelidae.
UUUGUUAGGCGUGUUGUUCCUAUUGUACAACAUACCUUUAAACAUAGAUAAAGGAGGAGUUGUCAUGUUACUGAGUAUAACAUUACAUCCCAUUUGGGUUGUCUUUUGGGUUCCACUGAGUCGGCUAACAGAGGCACAAGUAGCUUUGUAAUUUUUUGGAACUUUUGAGUUUCCCUGGGAAAGAAGGUUUAGUUAUCGUAUAAAAUGAAUGUGAUACCAAAGAAUUAUGACACAAGCUCAUUUGACGGGAAGUCAAAGACAGUUGUUCUGCCUGCCGGAGUGCCAAGUUUACCUCGAAAACAGGAAGAGACUCCCACUGAACCAGCGCUUCCAAAACCGGAGCCAUCUGCCGCACAAAGAGCUCUUAUCGAACUUCGUUCACUCCAUGGUCACAGACACGCUUUAAAACUGUAUGAUUUGAAGCGUGUUGCGACUGGUGGCGAUAGCAACGUCACAGACGGGAAUAAGCAUUCCACGAGAGGACGCCGAACGUAUAAACCAGGUUCAAACCCUUCUUUGAUGAAAGAAAUCACAAAUUCUAGGAAUCUAUAUCACAAUGAUACCGUUAAACAUCUUAUGCACCAACUUUCGGAAUUGAACAAUAUAACGUAUGGUAGAAUAGAAAAGGGAAACCUAGAAAACGAAUCUUUCUGUUCUGAAAUGACAUUGCAAACGAGAAGUGAAAACAAUUUAUCUGAAAAAGAAUCCUUGACGCAACAAAGUAUGACAAACUCGAAAUCACGUGGUGGUGCCGGCAGUCAAAAAUCACACAAUGUAAUGAAAUUAAUUGAGAGACAAAUAUUGCGUGAUUUGACGCACCAUAUUUCACGUUCUGCUACCAAGCCAUACAAAAACAAGCAAACUGACGGACAGCCCAACACGAAAACACAUUCGGACGAACUUCCUGGCGAAAUGAAAGUUGUCAUCAAAAAGACAACAAGGAGUAAUGAUCAAAAAGUUACCCGUAAACAAGAAAUAACUUUGCCGUCUCUCACAAAGUCAGAUCCACAAGAUUCGCACAAAAGAAAAACAGAAAAAUUUGAAUGGUCUCUAGAUAUGUCAAGGGUAACAAAUAAACCCUUACCCGAAUUGAGUGGGGUGUCAAUAAGAGGACGAACAGCCCCGGAAGUUCUGGAGGCGACUAACUCUGCUCCGACUGGAACUCCGAGUAGACGGAAGAAAGCACACAAUACACAAUAUGGAGAUAGGACACAAUCAAGUUUGCCGAAAAUACAAGAGGAGCCUGAUGUACAAUUAAAAGAUCGAGACGAGGAUCCUCCUACAACUCGUGAUGUUGGCACCAACUGUUCUCCACCGGUUGGCAAAGAACCUACUCCGACUUACGAAUCUCCUGACAAUAAGGUCAAGCUACCAAUUCUUGGGAAAAGUAUUGGGCAACAUAGAGAACUCAACUAUGAGGGAGGGUCUAAAUUUUCAAAACCGUCACUGCAUGAAAUCAAGCGGAUAAUUCACGGCUUGUAUGGAGAUUAUUUUGACUCGACAUUAGAGCGAUAUUACACUUACGAAAAACAGCUUAACGAAACUCGAGGGCCUACCAAUGAAGCGGACGUUCAUUAUCUCACACCGGCCUGGGAUGAUUCAAACGAGCCAGCCGCCUCACAUACCCUCCAACUAUUCAAGUCAGCAAGCAAGCGUUCAGAAGAUGCACAGUAUAAACAUCUUAAUCAAACGAUGUCCGUUCCAAUAAUCAGGUCGAAGUAUGGAAAAGCAAUCGCAUCUUCGAAUAAGGUCGUCCACAAACAACUGGAGAGACGCAACAGGAUGGUGCAAGCAUCAGAAAGAGUUAGCUAUUCACAGCCGGUGAUCUCAAGCGAAGCCUCCCGUCAUCGAGAAGUAGAAUCUGGGGCUUAUACAGCUUUCGUGAAAGAUCGCCUGACACAACACAGCGUCACGCCGAAUACUCCAAAUGAGAAAGUUUUGCGUAAUUACAUUGCCCAUCAGGUGGCGCUAUAUCAUGAACAAGUUGCCAGAGAAAAUCAAAGUUUAAACGAAAACUUUGACGCUCACAACAAGAAUGACAAUGACGCACGAUACGUAACGGAAGAUCGUAAAACGUCAUCUUUGACGCAAUUUACGGAAGAUAUUGAUCGAUACGCACAAUAUUUAGAAGCAUACUUGGAAGCAAAAAGAAAGCAUUCACAAGAAAGAAAGGCUAAACUUCAAGAAUUAAAAGAACGUCAACGUGAAAAGAAAUAUCAAAAGAAUAAACAUCUUGAAGUUGUCGAACAAAGGGAUGCUUUCCUUGCACAGGUUGCAUUGGAAAACCUUCCUCGUGUACCUAAACCUUCUGCAAACGCCGACAGAGAGUCUUUGAAUAAUGUCAGUUUUUCAUACGCACAUGAAGACCACCGGUACAAUCAAACCCCUGUUGUUGAAAUGAAUAGCGGUAUCAACAACGAAAAAAUAUUGGAUGCAAAAGGCGAUAAACAAGCUAUGGGAACGAAAAUUUAUCGUAUUUUUGGCGAAAGGAAGAAUUCAGCUUCAACUAUUCACCGAUGGGUGGCACAGGCGCCAGUUCCAUAUACAUCACGAGCGAUCAGGCGUCAGGUGCCACGAAGUUCCAAAGACGCCACAAAAUCUUUGAAUCUGCCUCAACAUGUACCACGACACAUGCGCCAGAGAAAUCCAAGGCCUAAACUCAUGACAGACUUGGUGUCAAGAUUUCAGGUUGCCACAAGAUAUAAGCUGGAUCGAGACUAUGUCGCAUCAUUGGCUUCUGGAACCACAUAAUCCUCUUUGACAUAAUUUGGUGGAAUAUACAUUUUUACUAUGGUUUUAUCUCAAUAUCGUAUUUAUUAGACUUAGUUAAUUGGGAAUUUCUGAAGGAAGGGUAACACCAACCUUGAUUUGACCCUGAAAAAAUACGUUCAUAUACAGAACACCGGAAAAUACCGGUUCAUUCCAGAUUGAAGCAGUUCUUGUCGAGUCGGCGACAAAAAUUUUUGAGAAUUUAUGUCCACCGAUUUCCGUUUACCGUACCUGCCAUUCACUGUGCCAAGUGCCUAACACUGUUAUUAUUGCCACAUCCUUUCACCUGUAUCUUCUUUGGACUAUGUAUGAAUAACCAUGAUCCAAGAUAAAUUCAUAAGACUAAAGAUUUUAAUUUUUUGUGAUAUAUUAAUCUUCAAGCCAUGACUUACUUUUUUGUAAAAUAUAUU